Mycena indigotica is the source of this 579-nucleotide messenger RNA. RefSeq lists its product as uncharacterized. Lineage: Eukaryota; Fungi; Basidiomycota; Agaricomycetes; Agaricales; Mycenaceae. The coding region runs from base 1 to 579 and encodes 192 amino acids. The record is from RefSeq and is a predicted model, not a curated record. The transcript has 2 exons.
AUGGGACCGGACUACCAUGCCGAAUUCCAGGAGCUGAACGAUGGAGACUUGAAUGUUCAUGGAGAGGAGGAUAGCGAUGCGGGUUCCAGAUUGCGGUUGGGUCGAAUUGGAGCUGCCGGCCGUGCCAGGAACGAGCCAACGACGGGACAGCGAGGUGGUGCCGUCUCUUGGAUCUGGAGCGCCGUGCGAGCGGAAGACCAAGAGCCGGGGCUACAUGAUGCGGUGCGGAUUCAAUGGGCCAAGGCUUUGGCGCGCAAGGACCGAUGGCAUGAAGAAGUGAGGCUGUUGCGGGAGGAAAUGAAGCGCGUUCUGCGGAGCUUAGUCUCAUUACAGCGCGAAUGGCAAGAGCGGGUUGACUGCGGAAGGGCGGUGGAAGCAGGACUGGCGAAUGGAAUGGCUGCGUAUGCAAAGCGCCAGGUUGCGCUGCAUGCCCAUAUAGCGAAACACUUUGUGAAUCAUUGGAGGCAGCCGGGGAAGGCGGUGGUCGAGGCUGUAAUGCGGAAAGACCUGGAUGUGUAUGAACGAUUAGCAGCUGGAGAGGAGGAGGUAGUAGGAGGAUCUAUUGCGGAGCUAGAAUAA